This is a messenger RNA of Calidris pugnax (ruff), 1660 nucleotides long. It is a transcript of the gene RNF166, whose product is annotated as ring finger protein 166. Bases 13 to 744 code for a protein of 243 amino acids. The record is from RefSeq and is a predicted model, not a curated record. Lineage: Eukaryota; Metazoa; Chordata; Aves; Charadriiformes; Scolopacidae. Gene Ontology annotation, molecular function: ubiquitin protein ligase activity. The transcript is spliced from 6 exons. Gene Ontology annotation, biological process: ubiquitin-dependent protein catabolic process; protein polyubiquitination.
GCCGCCGCCGCCAUGUUCCGGAGCCUGCUGGUGGCGGCGGCGCAACGGCCCCAGGCCCCGGGUGGUCCCCCCCGGGCGUCGCCCCCCGCCGGUCCCGCCGCCGAGGCGCUGGAGGCGCAGUUCAGCUGCCCCAUCUGCCUGGAGGUCUUCCACCGCGCCGUCGGCAUCGCGGGCUGCGGACACACGUUUUGUGGGGAGUGCCUGCAGCCCUGCCUCCAAGUGCCGUCCCCGCUCUGUCCCCUCUGUCGCAUGCCCUUCGACCCUAAGAAGGUGGAGAAGGCUUCCAGCGUGGAGAAACAGCUUUCGUCCUACAAGGCUCCCUGCAGAGGCUGCAGCAAGAAGGUGACCCUUGCGAAAAUGCGCUCUCACGUCUCGUCCUGCGCGAAGGUGCAGGAGCAGAUGGCCAACUGCCCCAAGUUCGUUCCAGUUGUCCCCACGUCCCAGCCUAUCCCCAGCAAUAUUCCCAAUCGCUCGACAUUUGUGUGCCCGUAUUGUGGGGCCCGGAACCUGGACCAGCAGGAGCUGGUGAAGCACUGCAUGGAGAACCACCGCAACGACCCCAACAAAGUGGUGUGCCCAGUCUGCUCAGCCAUGCCCUGGGGGGACCCCAGCUACAAGAGCGCCAACUUUCUCCAGCACCUCCUCCACAGGCACAAGUUCUCCUACGACACCUUCGUGGACUAUAACAUCGACGAGGAGGCAGCGUUGCAGGCUGCCCUGGCGCUGUCGCUCUCUGAGAACUGAGGGUGACGGCAGAGCAUCGGUUCGGACCCCCCCUCACACCCCGUCUCCUUUUGCACACUCAGCCUUCCUGCUGGGGAGGCACAGAGCUCCUCAACCCCCCCUGGAGACCUGCUACCACCUCUCUUCCCUCUCCUCUCUGGGCAAAUCCCACCUUGUUUAAGAAGGUGGACUCUCUUUAGCGGUGUGUUGGACUGAGGAGUGAGGAGAGACGUCCACUGCUGGGAGGAGAGAGGAGUCGGCACCGGAGGGCUGGGAUCCUUCCUCGGUUAGGUAUUUCAUAUCCGUAUACGGAGUAUAUACGUGUAUCCAGAUCUAUUUAUUAUUAGAUGCUUUUUGGCACCAUUUGUCUUCAUGCUCUCUGUUGCAAUCGAAUAGGUACGUAAAACUACGAUGCGUUUUAUGCAGAAAUGCCCUAGUUUGAAACUGCAAUCAUCCACGUCCUUUUUGAAGGAGAAGAUAAAAAAAAAAAACCAACAAAAACGGCACGGAGCAUCUUUUUUUAAACUCAACAAGGCUAUUUCCAGAGACGUCGGUCUGUCCUGUCCCCUGUGCUGCAGGCAGGAGCUGCCUCCUCUGCCCGCUCCUGCACAGACCCAAAGCAGGGUGGGCUGAAUCCCGAGGCGAGACGGUUGCCCUCGUGUGCCCUGUGAUGGCAGUGGCUUCGGAGGAGUCCGCGGCGAUGGCACCCGGCGUCCAGUGAAACUCUCACCUUCCUCGUUUUGUACCGGCUCUUGUGAUACUGAGUUCUUGCAUUUUUCUACAUUAAUUGGCGUGAUGCCUUUUCCACGUUUUAUAGAGCGGGAACCGAAGCUGUUACUCUUCACAACUGCAAUAUCCGUCACCGGGGACAAGAGUAUUUUUAUGGAACAUUAUUAAGAAAGUCUAUUUUUUACAGGAAAAAAAAAAAGACCCCAAA